UAGCAUAUUUACCUGUAUAAAAAUAUUGUAGAAUAGGUAGAAUUUAUCCAGUUUCAUCAUGCAGUUAUUCAUCUCUACAUUGAUGAUUUCAGCUCUCAUGCUUAGUGGGGCGGUUGAUGCCCGACGAGGAAGCGGAUAUGGAGGAAGAGGAGGUGGAGGAAGAAGUGGAUCCUCCGAGUCCGAGGAAAAUGAAAACGGCCUCUGCAUUGAUGGCACGACCCUCACUGCAGCUUGUCUGUUUGGCUCCACUCUGCAACAAAAGAUGGCCGAAGCAGCUCUAAACUGCCCUGAAACUGAACACAGCUGGAGACCACGUGGUAGAAACUCCGCCAAGUGUCCUACUUUCGAUGAGAUUACGGUGAAACUUCAAGAAAGGUACGGACAAGUUGGGUGUAUGCUGAAAUCUCUUGGUUGGGCCAACGAGACCUAUGAUGCUCAAACAGCCAUCUAUGAGGCAGAUGUUGCUUCUCUAAACCCAGCUCUAUUAGAAAAUAUUACAGCUGAAGCUAUCCAGGACUGUGUCAACAAUAAGGUCAAUGACAUGACCCAGAGCCGUGAAGGCCAGCUUAUCCAACGUUGCAGCUCUAACUACACAGCCGAAGAGCUUGCAGUUGUGGCAAAGAUUAUCUCUGGAGUUGCUGGUUUCCAAUGCUUUAGAGAGACUUUUGACACCGCCUGCAAAACCUUCAUUGACACCACCUAUGUUCAGCCUCUCAUAGCAUCUCUGGUCCUAGCUCCGGGCAAAUAAUUGAGAAAAAUUCGCAAAAACCGUUUCUGUUUAUGUUUGUCUGACAAUUUUUUCCAAAAAAAUAAAUAUGUGAACAUUUGAAAAUUAAA
This is a messenger RNA of Eurytemora carolleeae, 837 nucleotides long. RefSeq lists its product as uncharacterized. Bases 59 to 748 code for a protein of 229 amino acids. The transcript is spliced from 2 exons. Lineage: Eukaryota; Metazoa; Arthropoda; Copepoda; Calanoida; Temoridae. The record is from RefSeq and is a predicted model, not a curated record.